AUGGGGAGGAAGCGGAGACUUCAGUUCGUUGAGCCUGGUGAGAGCUCCUCACAUGUGGGGUCGAAUGAAGUACCAUCAUGCCAACAAGCUCCUCCAGCUGAUGAUGAUAGACGACAGUCCCAGGGGAGUGAUGACGAGACACUAGCAUUAGAUACUGAGGACAUACCCAUACCCGUACCCACAGCUGGAGUGGUUGUUGUGCCCAACAAACGUGGGCCUAACCGAUUUGAUGAUAUAUGGAAUAUGCCACCGGGCAAAAAAUUAUUCUUGGAAAUAAAUGGGGUGGGCCAGCCAGUCGGGGAGAAUGCUGGACCUUGGGCAAAGUGGCUGGGAACAGUGGCAAGAAAGCCUGAUAUGUACCCAAUCAAUUACCGCUCAUGGCAUUCCAUGCCACUACAAUACAAGAAUCGGUGUUGGGAAGCCAUUCAGGCACGAUGGGUAAUUCCUACAGCCCGCAUCCCACUUGCCAAGCAAAGGAAAUGGUCACUCUCACGGAUUGGGAAGUUGUGGAGGGGCCACAAAACAGAGUUGAAGGAAAAGCACUGCAACCUGAACACAGCUAAGGAAGAUUUACUUCAGCUAUCACUGCCAGAGGUUGAUGACACUCAAUUUCAUGGCUUGGUGGAGUAUUGGUUCUCUAAAGAUUUUAAGGAGCUGUCGGAAGAUAACAAAGCGCGGCGUGGCAAGCAGACGAAGUUGCACACGCUCGGAUCCAGAAGCAUGGCCCAGACGGCGGAUAUCAUUGCAAAAAAGAAAGGCAAGCAAGUAGAGAGAAGUGAGAUGUACGCAGUGGCGUAUUCUCACAAAGAUGGUGUUGCUGUGAAUGCCACUGCGGAAGUGAACAUUGUCCUCGGUGCAGAGAGAAGUGGUCGUGUUAGAGGGGUAGGCUUUGGUCCAACCCCCUUUGGAAAUCGUGCAAGGUCAAUGGAUGAUAGUACGCCACCUCCAACAUCUAUUGCAACUGAACAAAAGGUUAUCGAGUUGUCUGCUGAAGUAGAAGAAAUGAAGGAGAAAUGCGCGCGUUAUGAUGUUGAAAUGAAGGAGAAAUGUGCGCAUUAUGAUGCUGAAAUGAGGUUAAUGCGGAGGAUGUUGACUUCACUAUACCCAUCGUUUCCCAAUCUAUCUACGGUGAUUGGUGAGUUUUGA
This is a messenger RNA of Quercus lobata, 1146 nucleotides long. RefSeq lists its product as uncharacterized. Lineage: Eukaryota; Viridiplantae; Streptophyta; Magnoliopsida; Fagales; Fagaceae. The coding region runs from base 1 to 1146 and encodes 381 amino acids. The transcript is spliced from 7 exons. The record is from RefSeq and is a predicted model, not a curated record.